UCCUGCGGCGCAUCUUCAGUCCCGACUGAGAAGAAGACCGCGGCGUAGCUAUCUGUCUCAUCCUCGGACAGAUGAGUGACUGACUUUACCUGCCAGGGACAAGCAGUGGUUUCAGUGCCAUCUUUUUUCACAGUCUGUGAUACCUGUGUUUGGGUUUGCAACUUCUUCAGCUUCACCUGUUAUUCACGUCGAAUGUCAAACAAAUAGCCUAGGCUACAAAAACAAUACGCAACAACGAAGGAAAGUGUUGUCGUUGGCAACCCGAACAUCUGGCUGGACAUUUGACAGUUUCUCAGAAGAUUUGUCUUAAUUCGAUUUACUUUUACCAGACUGACUUUUGAUGAGCACUGCCUCGUCUCGAAUAAAUCAGAGACAAACAAUGGCAUUGAUGAACUGACAAGAUAUCAAAUUAGCCUUUUGAAACAAGAUGGAUAAAAUUGUUCAACUUGUUCAACUUCUAUAGAUAGGCAGGUUUUCCCCCAAUUAUGAACAGCAAACCAACGCCCAGGACUUGUAUUCUUCAUUUUAUAUUGUAUGCCUUCUGUUCAUGAAAAUAGAAAUGUUUUGUUUCUUCAAACCCCGAGGAUAUUCCAGGACCAGGACUGGGUCUAGAAAUGGGACAAUAUCCCGACACUCCUCCAACUCAACCUCAAGGCUAUACUUUACCUUUAUUCUGCUGCUUCUCAUCUUCACGCCUAGAGUGGAUUCUUCCUGGUGGUACAUUGGAGCCCUGGGUGCACGGGUGAUCUGUGACAACAUUCCAGGCCUGGUGAACAAGCAGCGCCAGCUGUGCCAGCGCCACCCGGACCUCAUGCAGUCUAUUGGGGAGGGUGCCAAGGAGUGGAUCCGCGAGUGCCAGCACCAGUUCCGCCAUCAUCGCUGGAACUGCAGCACGCUGGACCGAGACCACACCGUCUUUGGCAGGGUCAUGCUGCGCAGUAGCCGGGAGGCAGCAUUUGUGUACGCCAUCUCCUCGGCGGGCGUGGUCUAUGCAAUUACCAGGGCCUGCAGCCAGGGGGACCUCAAGAUCUGCAGCUGCGACGCCCAAAAGCGGGGCCAGGCUAGUGACGACAGGGGCGAAUUUGACUGGGGCGGCUGCAGCGACAACAUCAACUAUGGCAUCAAGUUCACCAAGACCUUUGUUGAUGCCAGAGAAAAGAUGGUGAAGGACGCUCGGGCACUGAUGAAUCUACACAACAACCGCUGUGGACGAAUGGCAGUGAAGCGCUUUAUGAAACUGGAGUGCAAGUGUCAUGGCGUCAGCGGCUCCUGUGCCCUUAGAACCUGCUGGCUGGCCAUGUCGGACUUCCGGAGGACCGGGGACUACCUCCGGAAGAAGUACAACACGGCCAUCGAGGUGACCAUGAACCAGGAUGGCACCGGGUUCAUGGUGGCUGACAAGGACUUCAAGGGAACCACCAAGAAUGAGCUGGUGUAUGUAGAAAAGUCCCCUGACUACUGCCUCAUGGACAGAGCAGCAGGCUCCCUGGGAACGGCAGGGAGAGUCUGCAACAAGUCUUCUAGAGGCACAGACAGCUGCGAGGUCAUGUGUUGCGGACGGGGCUACGACACAAUGCGCGCCAAGCGAGUCACCAAGUGCGAGUGCAAGUUCAAGUGGUGUUGCGCCGUGGAGUGUAAGGACUGUGAGAACACUGUGGACGUUCACACCUGUAAGCCCCACAGGCGACCCGAUUGGCUGGACCAAACCAGACGCUGAGGCCCAUUCUUUAAAAGGACGUAGUAGUGGUCAACUGCAUUGUGGGAUAUGUAUUUCCUACUCCUGACUCCUUACGCACUCCUUUCGGACCUCCAUUACAUCUGACAACCCCUUCUAAAGUGACAUCCUAAAGAACCUUUCCCAAGGCGCCGUAUCCCAACUUGGUUUGGAUGGUGCAGUGCUGUAUGGGACUGUUCGGUGGGAAGGCUUUCUAAGAGAAUGGUUGAGCUGGGAGAGGGGAUAGUUCCUAUUUAUGUUUUUGUUUGUUUGUGUUGAUUGUGUGCUGCUUCCAAGGUGCCGAGGACACUAAUUUUUCUACAGACAUUCAUUCACACAGUAUCUGUUGUGGAAAUGCAGAACAGGACAUUGUACUGUGAGCACACCAGAGAUUGAGUUAGGAUUGUUGGCUGGUGUAUGUGUUGUUGCUUUUUUGCUUUGUUUAAGACUAUGUUCUCUCUAAAUCGGUGAUCACUUUGUUCAGUGUUUCAUUGGCCUUAUAAUAGAAGGAGAUGAAGAACUGAAAUUGUACUCUGCUUGAUAUAAUGGAAAGACUGACAUGUAUUCAGUUGUUAGGAGUAAAAAAUUAUAUUUAAAAAUGGAGGACUUACCCUACUGGUAAAGUGCAUGGGGAUGGAUGUACAGCAGAAAGUCUAACGAUCAACGUUUACCGCGGGCCAGAGAGCUGCUCUAUAGACACUAAUGUAAAGUAGCAGUCAAAACACUUACACACACCUCCUCAUUCAAUGGUUUUUCUUUAUUUUUACUAUUUUCUACAUUGUAGAAUAAUAGUGAAGACAUCUUAACUAUGAAAUAACACAUAUGGAAUCAUGUAGUAACCAAAAAGGUUUUAAACAAAU
This is a messenger RNA of Oncorhynchus gorbuscha (pink salmon), 2574 nucleotides long. Its product is annotated as protein Wnt-2b-A-like. Gene Ontology annotation, cellular component: extracellular region. Gene Ontology annotation, biological process: canonical Wnt signaling pathway; multicellular organism development; neuron differentiation. The record is from RefSeq and is a predicted model, not a curated record. Lineage: Eukaryota; Metazoa; Chordata; Actinopteri; Salmoniformes; Salmonidae. Gene Ontology annotation, molecular function: frizzled binding; cytokine activity. Bases 548 to 1717 code for a protein of 389 amino acids. The transcript has 5 exons.